ACAGAAGACAUCAUUAUAUUUUGGUUAAAAACUCGUAAUAAAACAACUAUCUAGUUUAAUAUAAGAAUUUCGCGUCUAUCAAUGUUAUGACUUCUUUAAAAAUGAUCUUAAAAAUUAUCUUUUCUGAGUAUAAUUCAUUAUAAUAUACACAUAAUGGAAAGCGCGGCAGCUUCAAUAUUAAAACGAGCAGUAGAAAUGGAUAGCAAUAAACAAUAUACAAUGGCCUUAGUAUUAUAUCAAGAAGGUAUACAAAUAUUACUUGAUUCCAAAAAAGAAACAACAGAUCCAGCUAAGCAAAAGUAUUUUGCUAUCAAGGCAUCAGAAUAUUUGGAUAGAGCAGAAAAAAUAAAAAUUUUAAUUGAAAAGGAAAAGGCAACUGGUACAUAUAGAGAAUUAAUUAAAAUUGAAACUGAUAGCAUAGGACAUGGCUAUGGUACUGUUUUUGGAAGAUUUUUAGAUGCAACAGUUACAUAUAUUAAUAUUGAAGAUCCUUAUAUAAGAGCAUUUCAUCAGUGUCAAAAUUUUGUAAGAUUAUGUGAAUUAGCCGUGAGGAAAUGUCAUGCAUUAUCUAAAAUAUCUUUAGUUACAACUCUUGAUCCAGAUGAUAAGAAAAAUCAGAUAGCAAGAUUAAAUGAAUUGAAACAAAGUUUAUCAUCUCAUCUUAUUUCUUUUGAAUUUAAAUUUUCUGAUACUUUACAUGAUAGACAAAUUAUACUUAGCAAUGGCUGGAUAAUUAAAAUUGGUCGUGGAUUGGAUUAUUUUAAAGCACCUAAUGGAAAAUUUGUAUUAGGUGCUUGUGAUCUUGAACUAAGACCUUGUUCAGAAACAACUAUAGAUAUAUUUCAUAAAAGUCAAGUAAAUAAUGAUCAAAAAAUGAUUUAAACUGUAAAUUAAAUAAUAAUAUUUUAUAAUAAUGAUAAAUAAUUAAAAAUGAAAAAAUUAAUUUUAUAUAUUCAUUAUAUUUAAUUGAAUUUAAAUUAUGUAAUUUUUAUAGAAUUUGACUUGCAUUGCACAGAAUUACAAUUUAUAUUAUAAGUAUCUAAAUAUUGAAAAAGAGAAUAUACUAUUUUUAACAGUAUUUUUUAUAAUAUUUUUUAUAUCUAUAAAUCAAGAUUUUUAAUAUAAUGUAUAUAUUAUAUCAUAUUUCAAUAUAUAUGAUACAUAAGAGAUAUAUUUAAUAAAUAUAUUUUUAGAUAUAUUUAAUAGAUUUAUUUUUUUUUAUUAUACAAAAGUAUAAAUAUAAAAUCUCAUUUAUCUCAUAAGAUACAAUAUAUGUACAGCUUUAAUAUUUUAAUCUUAUAUUAAUUAAUAUAUUAAUUCAAAGUACUAGAAUCACUGGCCUUUGCAAUAUCAAUUUGUUUUGCGGCUUUCCUACAUGCCUUUCUUAAGGAUUUUGUAUAUUUUAAUAAUCCAGCUUCAAUUUGAUUUUCAUCUUCAGUUAAAAGAUCUUCAACUCUGUAUGAUGGAAGACAAUCUGCACCUCCAACAGCAACUACUUGUCUUGCAAUCUCUGGAUCCACACAGAGUCUUGUAAGUGCUGCGGCGGCAGUAAUUUCUAAUCGUCUGUAUGCAUCCUCCAAGCCAGGAGGUCGCAUUCUAAGAAAAGAAACUAAUGCAAUAGAGGCACGAACUUUUGCUAAAUAUAUUCGAGCUUCAGGUAUACGCGCUAGCUCACUGAUAAGAGCUGCUACUUGUUCCAUUAACCAAACAUUUCUUCCAGCUGAUUUUUUCACAGUUUUUAACAAUUUUUUAACUGUUUCUUGUUCUAAUAUCACAAGAGCAUAUUUUUUGGAUUUGGACAAGUGAUUGAAUGCAGCUGCAACUAACAACAAAGUCUGUCCACAAUUGGUAUUUUCGACUAGACAAUUUAAGGAUGGUAUUAAAUCUUUUGCAAAAGAUUCCAAAUAAGGUAAACCUACACCAUUAACCCAAGGUGCAGUAAUCUGCACAAGUAAUGCUGUCGCUUCCAUUUUUUCUUUCUCACUUGUAUUAUCUGUGACUAAUAGGUCUAUCAAUAUUUCUGGACCACCAUCUUUAACAAAUUGAUUUAUUGCCAUGGCGGAACUACAUACACUCGCUAAUGCUCGUAAAGAAGCUGCGACGAAAUCUAUUGAUGUUUUUCCAGUAGUGAUUACAGAUGUCAAAAGUGCUCUAAUACCUAAACAUCUUGUAAUACUACUUCCUGCUCGAGGUCCUGCUAAACCUAAAGCAGUUAAAGCUGCUAAAGCACCUCUAGUUAAUGUAGUAUCAUCUUUCGGUGCUUCUUCCAGUCCUCUGACUACUCUCUAUAACAUGAUAAUUUUAGUAUUAUAUUUUUUUAAUGUAUAACAUAUUUUUUAUUAUUAAUUAUUUCACAAUAUUAUACAAUAUAAAAUCUUACUUCGAUAUAAAAAUCUAAGCGAGUAUUUACAGCACUGUCAACAAAAUUCUUCAUAUUUUCUAAUUGCGAUAAUAUUUCUUUUAAGCUGUUUUGAUGAAUUCUACGUGGGGAUGGUGCACCCAAUUCCGAAAGCAGGGAAAAAGCGUCAUCUUCUAUGGCACGUAGAAAUUGUUGUUCUAAUCUAUCACUUUCUAAAUGUGAAACUUUGCUGUAAAAAAAUAAAAUGAGUUAUUAAUAUCGUUUA
Messenger RNA from Apis cerana (Asiatic honeybee), 2624 nucleotides. RefSeq names its product MIT domain-containing protein 1. Lineage: Eukaryota; Metazoa; Arthropoda; Insecta; Hymenoptera; Apidae. The record is from RefSeq and is a predicted model, not a curated record.